Paraphaeosphaeria sporulosa is the source of this 1156-nucleotide messenger RNA. RefSeq lists its product as uncharacterized. The record is from RefSeq and is a predicted model, not a curated record. The coding region runs from base 115 to 816 and encodes 233 amino acids. Lineage: Eukaryota; Fungi; Ascomycota; Dothideomycetes; Pleosporales; Didymosphaeriaceae. Gene Ontology annotation, molecular function: protein binding. The transcript has a single exon.
CUCGGGUCUGUGAGCAUUGAGCAUCUCACAGACUUCAUUGGACAGGGCUUAGAGUACUAGCUCUUAAUCCACAUAAAGGCUAUCUUUUACUACUCAGUGGUGCCACCCCCACAGAUGGCACGCUCGAGCGCGCUCGAACAACAUCAGCUUUCCAACACCACCACGCACUCAGGACUGUUGGUGGAAUCUACCAUUGUCGAGAUGUACGACAAAUACAGCUGCUCAAUGGCCAAAUCCAUCACACCACCUCGACUUCCAACGGAGCUAUGGCUGCAAAUUUUCGAGCAAGUGGACGAUGUCGAGUUCCUCUGGUGCACAUUGCGUUUUGUAUCUAGAGACUACAAAGCCUUCGUAGACCGGGUCUUCGUCACUAACUAUCUCCCUACUAUCUCGUUUUCGUUAUCGCUACCUCGACUGGAUCCAAAUUCCGGUCGUGCCCGUUACAUGCGGCCAGUACCAGGCGCUGAAGUCACUUUACAUUGCGAAAACCCCGACGCAGAAUCACGGAGGGUGGUCUUAUCAACCCCAAAAGCACUGCCUAGUGGCGACACAAUUGAGCAAUUGACAGCGUCCGGCGCACUCACGAAGGAACGCUUGGACGAGGCUGCGGCUUGGAUGUGGUUUGGCAAACAACGGACUAGAGGAGUAAAUGUUGUUACUAUCAACAAAGACAUACGAUGGAAUGAAGAGGAGAAGGUCUGGGUUUGGAGCGUGGAAUGGAAGGCUUUUGUGAACAAGUACUUUGGCGCUAAGCGAGCUUCCAGACGGACGCUCCCAGCGACGGGCUGGAGAAUACGUCAGGGUCCACGCACCUAGGUGACGUUAUGACAGGUGUAACGUUCAGCUAUUUGAAAUACUCGGUGUUCGUACAGUGUCUAGGCGUCGGUGCAGGCUUCCGGGGCUCACUUGUCGCAGCACUCAUCCAACUGACAAACGUCACAAUUUUGUGACAGUGUGGAGAUGCCACACCAGGCAAUGCAUAAAAUUGCAAAAGCCUCAUGGCUGGCUUCGACACUGAGUUGAGACACCUGAUCGCCUUAUUGAGACGUCUAAGAUGCCGGGAUCAUGGCACCUCGGCAACGCCAUGCAGAUCGCUGAGGCACACAUGAGACACCCCUACCCCUUGUCACGAACCAGGCACAUCUCAAUAGUAUAG